AAACACACAGAAACACACAGCUUGACACAAACCCGCAUCGCUUGGCUCCAGCCAAUCCAUAGCGUUCGUUGGCUGCUGCUGCCACAUAUUAUUAUUUCAUCUGGUCGUCUGUCCUCGAUUAAAUUACCCCUAGUCUGGAGUCUGGAGACUGCAGCAAUUCAUUAUUCAUUGAUUGACUGGCGGCCUGCUGCCUGUCAGUCCAAGACCAACCUCCGGCCUCUUCUCUCUCUCUCCCCCCCUCUCUUCCCCUUGUUCUCUCAAUCAACCACGCUUUCACACAAGCCACUUCUUAGUUAGCCCCUUGUCGAUCUUCCUACUUGUUUCAUCAAGCCCGCUUUGCACGUGAGGACUUGCUUAUCCGACCCGACGACUACUUUGACGCCCACGUCCCGUCCUGUCCUGACCCUUGCGAACACCUAACCUCCCCCGCGCCCGUCGCUUUGCGUCGACUGCUCCUGUCAUCCUCUGCUCCAUCCAAUGUUGGCGCUUCCAUAUCCAAUUUUGCCUGUGGGAGUCUGUGUUGUUGUUGCUGCUGCUGCUGCUGUUGCCGCCGCCGCCGCUGUUGUUGUCGUCCCCGCUUCCCUCGUCGAGCAUGGUUGUUGAAUCACCAGAGGAUGGCUCCCUGGCUGGAGCUGCUGAAUCCAAGGCCCGCAAAUGGCGCGGCAAAUUGUUCUCCAAAGACAAGACUCCGAAAGUGUCUAUUGAUGAGCAGGUUGAUGACUUCCUAGGUUCCCACCGCUCCCCUCUCCCGCCGCCGCGGCAGUCCAUCUCUUCCCCAAUCUCCACUCCACAACUCCCCGCCAAACAACACCAACAACCCUACCAACAUCAGCAUGAGCCACCACCACCACCACAAAAACAAGAACAAUGGCAACAACAGCAACAACAACGGCGAUCACCGCCACGUCACUAUCAGCAUCAGCAUCAACAUCAACAAUCGCGGACUGGUGUCCCCGUGGCACCCCGUCUCAAUCUUGCCGUUUCGCAACGAUGGCCUGAAUCCGGCGACUCCCCGGGCCGGUCUCCCUCGCGUCUCUCCAUUGAUACCAAAGAUCCAACUCGUACCACCCCGAUCAGCCCCCCGAAGAAACGGAGUCGUAGAAAGGGUUUAAAGGUGACAUUCGCCAACAAUGGCCCCGAGGUCAUUGGAGAAGGGGGUGACGAGGCUGAGCUACCAACUAAGGAUGUACUUCUUUAUCGUUCGAGAUCACACUCGACCGCUUCCAUUGCGACGGAUGGAUCACAUGCCCAUUCUGAGAAUGCAGGCCCAUUUGGCUCCCCAUCGAAUUCUACGUAUUGGGGUGGAGCCUCUUCAGGGCAAGGUCUUAGCCUAGAGGAUACUCGAGAGAAGCUCAAAAUGGUGAAAAGCGCCCACGAAGCAGACUUCUUACUAUCCCUUGGGACACAGAACACGACAGGGUCUCGCAUAUCGUUGAGGGAUUCGGGAGAUCCAAACUCCUUUGCAAGUCGCAUUCAGGCUAGGAUGAGAGCUGAGGAGGGUUUGGCACUGCAAAAGGCGGCACGGACUGCUUCGCCUACGGAUCCAGACGAAUUCGAUUCUCACCCUUCUCCAGAAACUGCCCUCCCGCUCCGCCCGUCCGCUGCUUCGAACCCAUCACCAGAUAUGACCCGCGAAACAUCCUCUCCCCCGAAGUUUGAUUUUUGGGGAAGUGUAUUAUCUGCUCUGCCUAGCAAGAGCGAGCCAAACAGACACCAUAAUAGUGCGUCGGACAGCCCUGGAACAACACACACUUCUCCGGGGUCGUAUCCGGACACUCCACCCCCACCCUAUUUGAGAUCCUCACCCGCAGAGCCGGAUCGUGAGCCAGAUAAACAACGUCUGCCUCCGAAAAGCUCCUUUGAUAAUCAGACUCAACAAACUAAAGAUCCAGCUUCUUUGAAGACGUCGUGGAGAGCCGCUGCUAAUGUCGUUAGUAAUGAUGCCCUGGCUGAUUUUACAGCGCGCGCUGCACAAUAUAAUGAUAUUUUCAGCGAUGCUGCAGAGAGCGUUAAGCCGUCCAUGGAGACGUCCUUGUCCGAAUGGAUCAGAACAAGUGUAUGGUGGUUUCUCAAGGGCAAGUCUGACGUCGAAGCGUCCAUGCGUCCUCAACCCUCAAAUGGCGGAAGAAACUCUCCACCUGAUGUUGAUAGAACGUGUCAGGGUGUGCUCAAUUUGGCGAAAUCCUGGUGGAUUACCGAGCAUAUUGUCCCCGAUCACCCCGAGUUGUCCCGAUUCGGAAAUAUGAGCACAGAAACUAUGAUUGCGGUAGCCACAACGGCAGGCGAUCAAAGGUUGAGUAGUUUAAUGAGUGUUCGUCAAGGAACCCUCAGCCAUCUACGCGCAUUGGCGAUGUCGAUGAAACGAAACAAUAUCCUCCCAGCAGCCAUGGAACAACUGCAUCUCUCCCGAGGAAUCGAUACCACGAUAUGGGUCCGGUACCCUUUCUUUGCGCCCGACAUUUCCGCAGUUCUCUCCGGCCAAGUGACGCGAUCCAUGCUCAUGGAUACAGCGCGAAAGGCGACGGAAAUUGGUGAUGUUAUGCCAUUGGGAGACUCUAGCCGUUAUUUCUGUUAUGGUAGGAUGUUUGUGGAGGCGUACCUAAGCUCCAGCGAAGACGAUUCUGAACAAUUCGCAAUUCCUUGUGUAUUGUCUAUUAUACGUGAUCGAAGUGACUGGAAUGUACUUGUCUCAAUUACGAGCCAAAAUGAACUUGUUAAUUUAAUGAUCCAGGGAGAUAAAAAGCUGGGUCCCACAUGGGCAGAUGUAGAGUGGCAAGUGAGAACUAACUCGAUGCGAGUUCGACUGCCUCGUGGCUUCGAAUUGGAUAUUCAGUUUGAGCAGGCCGACUUUAAAAUGAUCUGGAAAAUUGUGGAAUAUACCCAUAAGACUGAGGACAGCUUACAACCGGAAGCGGGCGAAACUUUACUGUUCGAGGACGUUUUGAAAGUAUUUCAAUACAUGGACUCCAGUCCCAACAAAGCAUUCCCUCCGGAACCUAGCCCGCGAUGUCGAAUACGCCUCUUCGAGAAAUCCGUAACUAUAACUGAGGGUACUGGCACGCGAAAAGCCCAUAGAGGGUUCCGGUUCAUCGCCGUGACAAGCCCUAAGGUUAAGACGCUCAGUAGUGUUUCCCACGAACUAGGCAACGGGACACCCAUUGUCUUUGGCUAUCUGCGAGGCGAGGACGGUGCUCCAGCCCUUCUCGUCAAAAUACCGCAAGAAGGUGGCGGCGGUGCAAAGCGCUCCAUGUUAUUAACAUUCCACGAACAGGAGGAACGCGCCAAAUUACACUCGCUACUCCUCGGCAUCGCUACCUUGCAAGACGAGGUGAAGACACCCGACAUCCCCAUGCGGUCUUUCUCGAUGGAACAACUCCCGGAUGGGCAUUCGGUAUCGAAACCCGUCGUACAUUUGCAAUUCUCUUCGCCCUCUGCUACGGUGAUUAAUACUAGCUCCUCCCCAUUAUAUUCUCAGCAUGGAUACAGUUCUACGAUUUUAUCUGAACAUCUGCGUGUUUUCGUGACGUCGAAUUGGGGAUCAGUGACGGACAGAAUUAAUAUUGGUCCUGGAGAGCUUGAAAUUGCUCUCGACGUUACUAUUCCUACUGCAUUGAGCAUUCUUAGGCCACCCCAACUGGAUUUGGGUAUUUCCGUGGCGGAGAAUUUGGUCCCUAAGGAAACCCCGGGCGAUAUGGCCCAACUCUUAAAGAUAGCCCAGACGAAAGCUGUAAUUCGACGAUAUAACUUCUCAUCUCUACAGGAUCUCCAUAGAUUCCAACAAGCCAUCACGAACUUUAAAGUUGUAUUCGACGGUUUCGCCUCCUUAUUUGCAAUCUCCAGAAGAAGAAUGGUGGUCCCCAUCUACAAGAAAUGGGAAGCGAGCAAAGUUCGCAUCCAGGUGCUCACGCAGGAGAAAAUCGUGCAACUCGUCGCCUUCUUCCACGACGACUUCAGCCACGGCAAAUGCAUGAACUUCGUCCUGAAAAGCACAGACAUCUUCGAGAGCUUCAACCACCGCUCUGGCAAGUUUGGCGUCAAGAUCGUCGAUGCGAAAUUUGCCCUGCCGACGCCUGCUGAUGAUCCCGCGGCGGGCUUUGUGUCCCUCGACAUACCGGAGUAUCCAGGCGAGCAUGAUGAUAUUUCGAUUGCUUUUGAUUCGGAGAAUGAUAGGGCUGAAUUCCAAAAUGUCAUGCCUGGCUCGGUCAAGGAACCGUCGAGGAUGGGAUCGCUUCGGAAAUAGAAUAAGCAAAACACUAGAAAGGCAGAAGUUAUGCCUCACUCCAUUUUAUACCUCGCUCCGUUUUAUAUGGAAGUUCUCUUUUUGUUUUGUUUUCUAUUUUCUUGGGGGCGUUUAUUUUCUCUUUUCUCUGCUUUUUUUUCCCUUUUCAUGACAGGGGAAAUCCAUGGUGUUAUUUUUCUUUCUUGUUUUCCCCUUUCUCCUUUUUUGUCGUCUCAUUGUUCCAUGCUGCUCUUUUCCUUCGGCAGCAUUUCCUCUCUUCUUUUCCGUCUCUCUUAAUAGCCUAGCUUUACCCUUGCGAUUUGUACGAAGUCAGGCCGUGCCUUUUCAAUUUUAUUUUUGUCAUUUGUUGAUUUUAUUUGUUUGUUCCUCUUAUAUAUAUAUUCUUUUUACAGCGAGCGAAGAAGAGAGCAAACUUUUUUUUUUUCUUCUUUUUGUAC
This is a messenger RNA of Blastomyces dermatitidis ER-3, 4677 nucleotides long. RefSeq lists its product as uncharacterized. The transcript is spliced from 5 exons. Bases 593 to 4240 code for a protein of 1215 amino acids. The record is from RefSeq and is a predicted model, not a curated record. NCBI's taxonomy places the organism in Eukaryota, Fungi, Ascomycota, Eurotiomycetes, Onygenales, Ajellomycetaceae.